Prunus armeniaca (apricot) is the source of this 240-nucleotide messenger RNA. Lineage: Eukaryota; Viridiplantae; Streptophyta; Magnoliopsida; Rosales; Rosaceae. The record is from the annotation of a GenBank genome assembly.
AUGGAAGGGGAUGGUCCUUUGGCACAGUUCAAAUUCACAGAAAAUUAUCCCCUUCUGUAUGAUUCAACAAAGGCCCAGCAGAAAUCCAGUGGUCCUUCUAGAAACGAACAGUAUCCCCCUUACCAAUUCGCCAUUGCAUUCCUUUACCAAGGAGAUCAGCACCUUGUAGAACCCCUUUCUAAGUGGUGGAGCAGCCUUGUUUUUUGUUCAAGGAAGGUUAAACAUGGUCCUCCCCUUUAA